This is a messenger RNA of Musca domestica (house fly), 7586 nucleotides long. RefSeq names its product kalirin. Gene Ontology annotation, cellular component: cytoplasm. Gene Ontology annotation, biological process: axon guidance. Lineage: Eukaryota; Metazoa; Arthropoda; Insecta; Diptera; Muscidae. Gene Ontology annotation, molecular function: protein binding; guanyl-nucleotide exchange factor activity. The record is from RefSeq and is a predicted model, not a curated record.
GUAGUGGCGGCUUUGUUCUUCUCUUCAACGGACAUGAUGAAGUAGAUGGCCCUGAAAAUGUUUGCCAAAAUUUUGCAAAAAUCAAUAAAUAUACGAAAUGUCCCAAAAUCUACUGAAAAAACAACAACAAUAUCAAAUUUAAACACUUACUAAUUAUGAAAUAACGAAAAAAAUUAAACUGAAAGAAGAAAGGGGAAUAAGGAAUAACGAAAAUAAAAACAAAAUUAAAUUAAACAAAAAAAUCCAUAAAUUCCAAGUGAAAUCAAGAUUCCAAGAAUUUAAAGCCCAAACAAAAUUCCAAACAAAUCGAAACAAGUGACUAAAGUUUCCCGUGAGAAGUGAAGAAAUUUAACAUCAUUACCAAAAAUUCUCCAUUGUCGUCGUCGCCAUCAUGGACGGGCAACGCGCUCGCGACAUUCUUACCUUGUUGCAGGAGCGCGUCGUCUUCCUUACCGGUGGUAGGGACAGACGUGGUGGUCCGAUCCUUUGCUUUCCGGCAACACCCAAACGGGAUCGCUUAAAACCAGAUGAUUUGAGGCGUUUGUUGAGCUAUUUGAUAAUGAUACCCAGCGAUUCGGCAAAAAAUCUAGGUUUCACUGUCAUCAUUGAUAUGCGCGGCAAUGGCAAUUGUUCAACGAAUGUCAAGGCCAUAUUGAAAGUGUUGCAGGAGCAUUUCAGUGCCAACAUCCACAAUGUUGUCAUCAUAAAACCCGAUAAUUUUUGGCAAAAACAACGAGCCUCGAUUUCAUCACACAAAUACAAGUUCGAAACGUCGACCAUAUCGAUUGAGGCCCUCAACAAGAUAGCGGAGCCCAGCCAGUUGACCAGUGAUUUUGAUGGCAAUCAAAUGUAUGACCAUCAACAGUGGACCGAUGCCCGUUUGGCCAUUGAGGAUUUCUUUUGGCAGGCCAGUGAUUUGGCCGAUCGCAUCGAUGAUCUGCAGGAGGAUUUGCAGCGCAAUGAUUUUGCCGAGGAUGUAAAUGGGGCCCGGCAUGCCUUGGAUCAUCACAAUGAGAUGAAAAAGAAAAUCCUUAAGCUGCCCAUUGAGGAUCUGGAUGUGCAGGGUAAAAAGCUGUUGGCCAAAAUCAAUAUGACUGGAGGUGGCAGUGGCGGGGCGGGUGCCGCUGGAGCCGAGUGCGUAGGCAGUGGCAACGAUUCGGGCACCUCAUCCCAGUCACAAAAUGCCUCUCAACAAUUUCGCAUGGCCACCAACAAUCCAGACAUGUCGGCCGCCAUCAGCAAAGCUUUAAGACAAAUUGACCUCAUCCAUUCGGGCCAGCAGCGCUUGCUCACCCUGUGGCAGCACAAAAAAGUCAAACUCGAUCAAUGUUUUCAAUGGCGCCUCUUCGAACAGGACUGUGAGAAAAUGUUCGAUUGGAUCCUACACAAUCGUGAUGUCUUUCAAAUGUCCUAUGUGGAAAUAGGUCAUAACUAUUCGGUGGCCAAAUCCCUGCAAGAUGAACAUCAAAAAUUUGCCGUGGCCUCCAUGAAUGUCUCGGUGAACAUAGAUCGCAUUUUGGCAGUGGCCUCCCGCCUCAUUGAAAGUCAACAUUAUGCCGCUCAAAAUAUCAAGACUUUGGCCACCCGGCUGGAUCGUACAUGGAAAGAUUUUGCCGCCGGCUUAGAUGAGAGAACAGCAGUACUGCAAUUGAGUGUACUCUUUCAUCACAAGGCCGAACAGUAUUGCAACAGUGUGGCCUCAUGGGCGGCGGCCUGUCAGGCCUCCCAGCCGCUACCCUCAGAUAUACAAAGCCUGGAGACGGCCAUACGCACCCAUCAGUCGCUGUACGAGGCCAUGUGCCAGGCCUAUACCGAGGUACAUUCAACCAGCAAAAAAUUACUUUAUCAACUGGAUCAUUUGGUCCAGGUAUGCAAUCAGCCACCACCACCCGGUGUGCCAGAUCAUCGCAAAAACAGCAGCUACAACAAAUAUGGCCGGCAAAAUCCCGCUGCCGACUACAGUGAGGGAGCCUCCCAUGUCCUCGCCGUCAUACAUCAAAUCCUGGGCCAUCAUCGUUCGUUGGAAUCGAAAUGGCACCAGGAAAAGAUACGCCUCCACCAAACACUGGCUCUGCGACUAUUCCAAGAGGAUGUCAAACAGGUCUUGGACUGGUUAAAGAAUCACGGUGAGGUGUUUGUACGCAAAAAUACCGGCAUUGGACGCAACUUGCAGAAGGCCCGAGUUUAUCAAAAGUCUCACGAACAUUUCGAAAAUGUUGCCCAGAAUACCUACAGCAAUGCGGAGAAGUUAUUGGCUGCGGCCGAUGAAUUGGCACGCAGUGGUGAGGCCGAUCCCAAUGAGAUAUACUCGGUUGCUCAUGAGCUGGAAAUACAGGUGGCCAGCUUUGCUGAACGGGUUGAACAAAGACGGCGACGCCUUGACAUGGCUGUAAUUUUUUACACCCAUGAAAAGGAGGUCACCGCCUGGAUAGAUCAGCUAAGAGCCGAUGUUUCCAGCGAUGAGACCAUGUUAUCUCAGGAGAAUCUGGAGGGCAUAGAAAGACUUUUGCAACAGUAUCGGGAGCAGCAGGAUAACACACUGAAAGGUUGUAUGCAAACCAUUGCCCAGGGUGAGGCAUUGUUGCAGGAAAUGCGUUCGUUGGAAUAUGCCGACAACACGGGGUCGGUUUCGGCCCUGGAGGCGGCCUUGGAAAAGUUGUCCAAACAAAAGGUGGAGUUGGAGGAACUGUGGUCGGCCCGCAAAUUUCGGGCUGAUUUGAUUUUACGUCUACGCUACUUUGAAAGGGAUGCCAUGGAGCUGUCCUCGCAAUUGGAAAUCUGGUCGGAGGAGUUGCAACAUGCCGAUUUAUCCCGAGAUUAUCAAAAGGCCGAACAGCUGAUACGCAUGCACAACGAAUCUGUAAGUGAUAUACAAAAUGCCACCUAUGAGGUGUUGGAACAGGGCCAAGAGCUACUGCAAAUGUUUGAAUCGGCCGGAUUUAUUUCCAUGGCAGAUGCAACCCACACAGCCCAGGCGCGUAUAGAAUAUCUCUUGAAUUUCUUGCGCGAAAGAGAAAUUGAUUUGGAAGAACUUUCCGAGGCCAAGCGAGCCAAAUUGGAACAAGCUGUCCAAUUGUGUCAGUUUCAAAACGAUGCCAAUCAAGUUAUUUCCUGGAUACGCAAUGGCGAGGCCAUGUUGGUGGCUAGCUUUGUGACACCCAACAGUCUGCAGGAGGCCGAACAGCUGCGUAAAGAACACGAACAAUUUCAGGUGGCCAUUGAAAAGACCCACACCUCUGCGGUACAGGUGAAAUAUCGGGCUGAUGCUCUAAUCAAUGCCAAUCACUAUGAUCCCCAGUCGAUACGGGAAAUAUCCGAUGAUGUUACCAAGAAAUGGCAACAAUUGGUCACCUACGCCGAGGAGCGUCACAAACUGGUAACGGCUUCAAUAAAUUUCUACAAAACCGCCGAGCAGGUUUGUUCGGUACUCGACUCCUUGGAGCGAGAGUAUCGUCGUGAAGAUGACUGGUGUGGUGGCGGUGGCUCAAGUGAUAAAUCCCAAACCAUUGUCCAGCUUAUCUCCAAACAUCAGGAACAAAAAGAAGCCUUCUUGAAGGCCUGCACGUUGGCACGUCGUACCGCCGAAACUUUCCUCAAAUAUGCCAAUCGCUCACAGCAAUACUAUGAAUAUCAAUCCCAGGGAAAUUGUGAAAAUCGUGUCAAAACCAUUUUGGAUAAAUUGCUAACGCAGGAGAAUCAAGUGCUGGAAUUCUGGACACAACGCAAGAAAUCGCUGGAUCAAUGUCAACAAUUUGUGCUGUUCGAACGUAGCGCCAAACAGGCCAUUGAAUGGAUCCACAACACGGGAGAGGCCUAUCUCUCGUCCCGCACCAAUUUGGUGGGUAAAACUCGCGAAGAAACCGAAGGUUUGCUCAAAGAGCACAAUGAAUUCCGUGGCACAGCCAAGGAGACAAGGGAACGUGUUAAACUAUUGAUCCAGCUGGCGGAUAGUUUGGUGGAGAAGGGUCAUGCCCAUGCCAGUUCGAUUAAGCAAUGGGUGGCGUCGGUGGAUCAAAGGUACAAGGACUUUAGCAAUCGCAUGGACUCAUAUAGGGAACAAUUGGAAAAAUCACUGGGCAUGAUUAGCGAAUCAGAUACCAACGUGUCGAUGAGUUCCGGCAUUGGUUCAAUUUCAUCCUCAUCAUCGUCAAACGAUCGUCAUUCAGAUCCUACUUUAGAAGCCAAGCUGACUACCUCAACGACCGUGGCCAAUAAGGAGAUCAAUGAAGAGAAGCGAAAAUCGGCUCGGCGAAAAGAAUUCAUUAUGGCCGAACUGAUGCAAACGGAGAGAGCUUAUGUCAAAGAUUUGGAAACAUGCAUCAAAUGUUUCCUGGAAGAAUUUCGUUUCGGCCAAGGUGUGCCCACUGCCCUGCACGGCAAGGAGGACAUCAUUUUCGGCAAUAUACGUGAAAUCUAUAAUUUCCACAAUAAGAUAUUCCUACGUGAGCUGGAGAAAUACGAAACAAUGCCCGAAGAUGUGGGCCAUUGUUUUGUGACAUGGGCCAGUAAAUUUGAUAUGUAUGUGCACUACUGCAAAAAUAAGCCAAUCAAUAAUCUCCUGGUGCAACAUGCCGGCAACUAUUUUGAUGAUCUGCAACACAAGCACAAGGUGGAACAUCCCCUGCCCGCCUAUCUGAUUAAACCUGUGCAAAGAAUUACCAAAUAUCAGCUAUUACUCAAAGAUCUACUAUCGUGCUGUGAAGAAUCACAUGGUGAAAUUAAGGAGGGCCUGGAGGUGAUGUUGAACGUGCCGAAGAAGGCCAACGAUGCCAUGCAUUUGUCGUUGCUCGAGAACUGUGAUGUUUCCAUCGACAGUUUAGGUGAGGUUGUCUUGCAAGAUGCAUUCCAAGCCUGGGAUACCAAGCAAUUGAUACGCAAAGGACGUGAUCGCAGAGUAUUUCUAUUCGAAAUGUAUUUGCUGUUUGCCAAAGAGGUCAAGGAUUCGAAUGGAUCGGCUAAAUAUCAGUUUAAGAGUAAAUUAAUGACCACAGAUCUCGGCAUAACCGAACACAUUGAGGGUGAUGAAACGAAAUUUGCCGUCUGGACAGGUCGCUCACCUAUGCUGUCCGAUUGUCGCAUUGUACUUAAAGCCAAUAGUUUGGAGACCAAACAGAUUUGGACCAAAAAACUACGCGAAGUCAUGCAGGAGUCAUGCUUCUCUGGCACUUCCCUAACCCUGCCCAAAUCACCAGCCAAGAAUUCGGGUUCAUCGCAACGAUCCUCGCGUGAUCUGGAUGAUCCAUUGACUGAAAACGAUCACGACAGAUGUUCCUUAGCCAGUUUUGGAUCUGGCAAUACAACAGAUAGUGAUAACAAAAUUGGUUCCCAUGAAGCAACUUGGGUAACAGCCGAUUACAUAGCAACCGCCGGAUCCAAUGAACUCAGCGUUACCAAGGGCCAACAGGUGGAGAUUCUCGAAGCACCCACAGCCAAUGAACCCGAUUUCUGUUUGGUCCGUCUCAAUCCUCAAUGUGAUGAUGCUGCGGUCCAAGAAGGUUUGGUACCCGUCUCCAUACUUAAACCCCCACCCGGUUCCCACAAAUCGAGCUCAUCGCGCAAGGACAAGAGUGAGAGUAACAAUUUGCAGGAUCAAACCAACAAUCGAAGUAAACCAGAUCCGCUGACAUCAUCCACCAAACGAAGAGGUCUUGGGGGGCGUAAAUGGUUGCCACAAAUCGGUCGCAAAGGUCCACAGAACAAAGUUGAGAAAACACCCGAAAAACUAUUGGUUAAAAAAUCAUCGGAGAAGAACUUCAAGUUGCCAGCCAAACAAAUGGAGGACUCAUCCAACAACACAUCACAACUGCUGGCCCAGGCAAAUGCAUCACAACUCAACACAUCACAGCAGGACUUUGAGGCCGAGGAAGAGGUUGGCUUGGAAUUACCGCCACCCAUGAAACCCAUACAGGAACCACAUUUAAUUGCCAAUGGGCCACCGACCUUCAACAAGGAUAUGAUGAAGGAUAAUUCUUCGGUAAUGGCCAGUUCCGGCAAAAUGGAUGGUCUAUCGGAGAUUGAACAAAUUGUUAAAGAAAAGACAGAAAGACACGAGGAAAAAUCAAAAAUUCUCAGUGAGAGCAGUAGUAAUAAUCGAAGUGGUGGAGGAACAGCCAACAACAGCAGCAGCAACACAACAAACAGUGAUUGUACAACAACAGGUGGUGGUGGCAUGGCUGGUGUUAUGGACAAUAUCGAUUCCAUGUAUCCGAAUUGUGGUGACAACAAUACCACCAAUAACUCAUGCACAGCCAAUGCAGCAGCGUCGUCAAUGAUGAUGAUGACAGCAGGCACAGCGUUAUCCUCUACCACCAACACCUACAACUCAUCAUCAGCAUCGGCGGCAUCAUCAUCUGCAGCAACGGCAACAACGGCGGCGUUAGGCAAUGCUGCCGGCGUUGUUGAAAACAAUGACGAAAACAAUAGCACAACCGCAACAACAACAUCAGCAUCAACAGCACCAUAUGCGGCCGGUGAGGCAAAUGAUGAAAAUGAUUUGUCUUCAACAAUACAAAAGCAUAGAUUUCCCGCACUAGUCGAGCUAUUGACAACCGAGGAAACGUACAUCAAGGAUUUGGGUGAUAUUGUUAAUGGGUACAUUAAGGAAUUGCGAAGUGGUGAUAUACCAUUGCCAAAUGAUUUAAGAGGACCCAAAGGACAAAUAGUUUUUGCCAACAUUGAAGCCAUUUAUGAAUGGCACAGAGACUAUUUCCUCAAGGCAUUAAUCCAAAGUCAAAAAACCCCCUCGGAGCUGGGCAACAUGAUCAAACGCUAUGAGAAUAAAUUCCAAAUGUAUAUUACGUAUUGCAACAACAAACCCAAAUCGGAACAUAUUGUCACCGAACAUGUUCAAUAUUUUGAAUUGGUGCGACAGAAGUUGGGCCAUCGUUUAGAGCUAAGUGAUUUGCUUAUAAAACCUGUACAAAGAUUACCCAAAUAUGUCCUACUCUUGACGACCAUAACCAAACAAAUUGAAAAUGCCGGCCUGAUGGAAGAUGUGGCCAGCAUGAAGGAAGCAUGUAAUGUAAUGAAUGCCAUUUGCAAAGAUGUCAACGAUAUUAUGGUACUGCGACGUCUCAAAAAUUUCGAUGGUAAUAUCACGGCCCAAGGUAAAUUACUAUUACAUGGAACGCUGACAUGUCUGGAACAGGGCAAAAAUGCCACCGAACGCAAGACCCGUGAACUUUAUGUAUUUCUCUUCGAUCAGGGUAUCUUCUUUACCGAAAGACACAAUGCUAAAGGACAGUUUUCAAGUCCUACCUACAUCUAUCGAUCACACAUACAGCUUAACAAAAUGCAAUUGGAAGAGCUGACAAAUCAUCGUUUCCAACUCAAAUCCAUUGAUCCCAAUCGACCCAAUAUCAAUAUGAUUUGCUAUGCCUCCAACACGGAGGCAUGUCGCAAUUGGUUGGACACGAUACGCAAACAAUUGCAGUUUCAACAUGAUUUCCUUAAUGCUCUCAUCAGGCCCAUUGCCUAUCAACAGCAGCAGCAGCAACAACAGCAACUGCAAAAGCAACAUAGCCAAGUAAACAAUGAGCAGCUAUAACCAGCAAUCCAUGAUUAUUACUAAAAAAAAAAACACUAAA